AUGCCAACACAGCUGUUACAAACGACAUUAACUGAAGCAUUAAAUCAUUUUCAAACAUUGACUGGUCGCGUCGUAGAAGAUGAACAUGGAAAUGCAAUCGCUCACUUAACAAACGAAGGUAUCUUAUUUACUGAAGCUACCUGUUCAAAAAAUUUGGAUUAUUUUUUACCCGUAAAGUCAACAUCAACAUUCGAUUAUACAAAUAUAAAUCAAACACCAUCACUUUCAACAUAUGUUUGUUGUGAUGAUUGGUCCGGUCAUUGUAUGUCGGUACAGUUAACACGUUUAGAAUGCAAGAGUGUUAUUUUAUGUGUAUCAGUAUUUCAUUGCUUAAUGGAUGCUCAUAGUAUGGCACAAUUUAUGAAAGUAUGGUCGGAAAAACAAGACUGGCCAAAUAUUUUAUGGAUGAAUAAAGCAUUUAUUAGCUCAGAAGAAAAUUUUCGACGUCCGCUGAAUUGUAUUUUUAAUAAAAGUAAUCCAGAAAAGCAGAAUCAACAGCAACAGCAACAACUUGAAGAAAAAGAACAAAAAACAAUCAUCACAAAGGUCCACUAUUUUUCAUCUGAAGAAAUACGAACUAUAAAGAAAGAAGCAUCUCAAAGAUUGUUAUCGAAUAGAUAUAUUAGUAGUUAUGAUGCAUUAUACUCACAUUUAUGUCAUGUGAUAUCUAAAGCAACACAAACUGAUCUAGAACCAUCAUUCAAGAUCUGUCAGUUUUUCAAUGGUCGUCGUUUAUUUGAAAAAGACGAAUAUUUUGGUUCACUUGCAUUUUGGUUAUAUGAACAUGUAACCAAAUGUGCCAUCCACCAACUAUCGUUAUCGAAUUUAGCUAAUAUUAUCCAUGAUAUGCACGAGAAACAAACAAUUAAUACUUUAACUAAAUAUAAUUCUUAUUUGGAUACUGGUAUCACAAUAAGAUCAAACUAUAUUGAUGCUGAUAUUAUUAAUUCUGAUUAUCAUGCUACAUCAUGGAGAAAUUUUGGUUUUUAUAAUAUUGAUUUUGGUUAUGGGAAACCUAUGUAUACAGGGCCUACAAUACAACUAAAUCAAAGAUAUAUGACUAUCAUGGACACACUGUUGAAUGACGGAUCAAUUUAUGUUAUUCUAGGAUUAAAACAAGAAGAUUUUCAGAGAAUGAUAGAACAAAAUUUGUUGCACAAAUAUGUAUAG
Didymodactylos carnosus is the source of this 1170-nucleotide messenger RNA. The record is from the annotation of a GenBank genome assembly. NCBI's taxonomy places the organism in Eukaryota, Metazoa, Rotifera, Eurotatoria, Philodinida, Philodinidae.